Messenger RNA from Peromyscus californicus insignis, 2463 nucleotides. RefSeq names its product ribosomal protein S6 kinase 2 alpha-like. The transcript has 4 exons. Bases 1 to 2463 code for a protein of 820 amino acids. Gene Ontology annotation, molecular function: ATP binding; protein serine/threonine kinase activity. NCBI's taxonomy places the organism in Eukaryota, Metazoa, Chordata, Mammalia, Rodentia, Cricetidae. Gene Ontology annotation, biological process: intracellular signal transduction; protein phosphorylation. The record is from RefSeq and is a predicted model, not a curated record. Gene Ontology annotation, cellular component: cytoplasm.
AUGGAGCUGCAGAUGUCAGCCAGGGAGCACUGGAAACCCAGGAGCCUCAUCUGUGUACAUUAUGGACCUGAUGGUAAUUUUGAGUACAUGAAGUAUCUCUUUGUGGAAGAAAAUGAGAUUCUGAAGCCUUGCCUUCAUGUAGUGCCAUCCCAAGUGAAGAUAGGUAUUGUAAGUCCCAGCAAUUGCCAACAAGAUAAAGUGAUUGAAAUGGAGUUGAACAUCAUGGCCAGCCGUUUGGAAGAAAACAUCCUUGAAAAGGAUUUCAGGAUCUUAACAUCUCUAGCCUCUGGUGGAUUUGGGGAGGUGAAGCUUGCCUGCCACCUUCCUACACAUACACAGGUGGCUGUCAAGGUCCUGGAGAAGGAAAAGAAUUCCCUGGAUCGCAUCAACACUGAAGUAGAGAUACUUCAAUCUGUGGAACACAGAAACAUAGUUCAUUUCUUUCAUGUUAUUAACACAAGUACAAUAACUUACCUAAUCAUGGAAUAUGUUCCAGGAAAGGAUCUGUUUGUGUUCCUCGGGGAGAGGCAUUUUCUAGUGGAGGAUGAGGUUAGACCAAUAUUCCAACAGGUCGUUUCAGGGGUUCAUUUUCUCCACCAUAAACAAAUUGCCCAUCGUGAUAUUAAAUUGGAAAAUAUCCUUAUUGACGAAGCUGGCAAUGUCAAGCUUUGUGACUUUGGUAUGGCCAGACAGCUGGCAGAGGGGCAGAUGUUGGAGGGAGUCUGUGGCUCCUUGCUCUAUUUGGCUCCAGAGAUUUUGGCAAGGAAACCCUAUGAUGGAUUGGCAGUAGAUAUGUGGAGCUUGGGAGUCCUCCUAUAUGUACUGGUCACAGGACAAUUUCCAUAUGACGAAACCACCUUUGAAGGUAUGUACAGGGUCAUCACCACCACAAAGUAUCCCAUUCCCUACCACUUGUCAAAACCCUGCAUCAUUCUCAUUGAACAAUUACUCAAGGUCCCCAACCAGCACAGAAUAACAAUAUGUCAGCUCCAGGAAAGACCAUGGCUGGGCAACAUCAAAGAACAUGCAGCACCUGCAACUUUGGAAAUCCUUCUGAAGGUCAUGGAGACCAUGUGCACCAUGGGCUACACCCCUGAGGAGAUUGUAUCAUCUCUGAAACACAAGCAACCAAAUAAAUUAACGGCAACCUUCAAUAUCCUCAAAUACAAACUGAGCUGUGGGAACAGCCAUCAGCAGAAUCAGGAUCCCUGCUUAAAUGGCAACCCUGUAGGUGCUCUUCGGCCCCUUCUCCCCUUGAAGAGAAGAGCCAGUGAACCUGCCUUUCCAACAAGUAUUGUAAGUCCCAGCAAUUGCCAACAAGAUAAAGUGAUUGAAAUGGAGUUGAACAUCAUGGCCAGCCGUUUGGAAGAAAACAUCCUUGAAAAGGAUUUCAGGAUCUUAACAUCUCUAGCCUCUGGUGGAUUUGGGGAGGUGAAGCUUGCCUGCCACCUUCCUACACAUACACAGGUGGCUGUCAAGGUCCUGGAGAAGGAAAAGAAUUCCCUGGAUCGCAUCAACACUGAAGUAGAGAUACUUCAAUCUGUGGAACACAGAAACAUAGUUCAUUUCUUUCAUGUUAUUAACACAAGUACAAUAACUUACCUAAUCAUGGAAUAUGUUCCAGGAAAGGAUCUGUUUGUGUUCCUCGGGGAGAGGCAUUUUCUAGUGGAGGAUGAGGUUAGACCAAUAUUCCAACAGGUCGUUUCAGGGGUUCAUUUUCUCCACCAUAAACAAAUUGCCCAUCGUGAUAUUAAAUUGGAAAAUAUCCUUAUUGACGAAGCUGGCAAUGUCAAGCUUUGUGACUUUGGUAUGGCCAGACAGCUGGCAGAGGGGCAGAUGUUGGAGGGAGUCUGUGGCUCCUUGCUCUAUUUGGCUCCAGAGAUUUUGGCAAGGAAACCCUAUGAUGGAUUGGCAGUAGAUAUGUGGAGCUUGGGAGUCCUCCUAUAUGUACUGGUCACAGGACAAUUUCCAUAUGACGAAACCACCUUUGAAGGUAUGUACAGGGUCAUCACCACCACAAAGUAUCCCAUUCCCUACCACUUGUCAAAACCCUGCAUCAUUCUCAUUGAACAAUUACUCAAGGUCCCCAACCAGCACAGAAUAACAAUAUGUCAGCUCCAGGAAAGACCAUGGCUGGGCAACAUCAAAGAACAUGCAGCACCUGCAACUUUGGAAAUCCUUCUGAAGGUCAUGGAGACCAUGUGCACCAUGGGCUACACCCCUGAGGAGAUUGUAUCAUCUCUGAAACACAAGCAACCAAAUAAAUUAACGGCAACCUUCAAUAUCCUCAAAUACAAACUGAGCUGUGGGAACAGCCAUCAGCAGAAUCAGGAUCCCUGCUUAAAUGGCAACCCUGUAGGUGCUCUUUGGCCCCUUCUCCCCUUGAAGAGAAGAGCCAGUGAACCUGCCUUUCCAACAAGUAUGGGAGAUGGGAAGAGACGCAAGAUACACCAUGCUCAAUAG